AUGUACUACUACAGUGUGUAUGUCAGCGUCUGCUUCAUGGUGUGUAUCGCCCUGGAAAGGUUUUUGGUCGUUGUCUGUCCACUGUGGUACCGCUGCAGACGAUCCAUAAAGAGCUCUGUGCUGAUCUGUGUCCUGCUCUGGGUUGUUUCUCAUGUCAUUUACAUAUCAGGAAGAAUAUUACCCACCUUCCUCCUCCUUCCCUUCCCACUGUUCAUAUUCUUCCUUGUUGUGGUCCUGAAAGCUCUGUCUGCUUCCAUCUCCGUCCCCUCUGACGAAAGACGAAUUGUGGGAAUUUUGGUUCUGGUGCUGCUUAUUUACACACUGCUGUUCCUGCCACUCAUUAUUGACAUGCUGAGACAGAUAUAUAAUGAUAACCUCUACAACCAUUUGAGUCCUCUUGCAGACUUGGUUCUGUAUAUUUUCAUGAGGAAGGGGAUCAUAGAAAAGAUUUUGGCCUCUGUGUGUUGUUGCAGAAAGGACAGCAAUGAUAUCAGCAGUUCAUCAGUGUGAGAGAGAGAGAGACAGAGAGAGAGAGAGAGAGAGAGAGAGAGAGAGAGACAGAGACACAGAGAGAGACAGAGAGAGAGACACAGAGACAGAGACACAGAGAGAGAGAGACAGAGACAGAGACAGAGAGAGACAGAGAGACAGAGACAGAGAGAGACAGAGACAGAGAGAGAGAGAGAGAGAGAGAGAGAGAGAGAGAGAGAGAGAGAGAGAGACAGAGACAGAGAGAGACAGAGAGAGACAGAGACAGAGAGAGACAGAGACAGAGAGAGUCUUAUUCUUCAAUCUUUAUGGUUUGUUUAACACAGAGAACAUCUGAACAGAUCUUUAGGACUUCUUUCUCUUUGACCUCUCAUACACAUUUAAUUUAGUUAGAACUAAUGUUUGUUUAUCCAAAACUGUCUGUUUCCAGUUUUGUUCAAUCUUUUGUAAAAACUAGUGCAGUGUCUGUAGGAAGUAUGUAUUGCUAUAGAAAAUGGGAGGUUAAGUAGCUUUUUCAUGGAUGGCCAAAUGAGGUUGUGUUUGAAGGUGGGACGUCAAGGACAUUUAGGUUUGUUGUGAAAUGUGUAGAUUGAUAGCUAUUGUGUUUUCAUAUAAUUUGGCUUUUAGCAAGGACACUGUAGGGCGUUGAACUGGGCAGGACAUAUUAUUUAGCCCUGUAAUAUAGGCUAGCAUACAUCAGAGAGAGAGAGAGAGAGAGAGAGAGAGAGAGAGAGAGAGAUGGUAGUAAGGGUUUCCACAUCAAAAAAAUGUUUUGAAACUACCAAAAUGUAGUGGAAGUGUGUGUGUGACAGUAGCCCCAUUCACACUGCCAUUUGCAUGUGGGGAUCCAGCGCCAAUUCUCCGCACCCUCCUCUGUGUGAAAGUUUCAAAUGCGGUGAGGGGGGAAAUUUCGCUCCGUCCCUGAUCCUAGUAUCAGGGAUGCAGGAGCGAGGGCGUGUCGGUUAGACAGUCUGAUAACUGCACAGGUCUCUCACUCAACUUAAUAAAGAGAAAUGUCCCACAAAGCAACGUUACAGGACCAAACAACAGUAACGUAGUAACUGUAACUGUCUUUGGCAACUUACAUGAGGAAAAAAAAUACCACAGCUGUACGUGGAGAAGCGUCUGUCCUCCUGUCUGUCCUCCUGUCUGUCCUCCCGCCUGUCCUACCGACUCUUCCGUUACAUUUCUGCCCGAAAAAACAGCGUCUGUCACCGGCGAAAAACUCACGAAGUGUUUGUAAUCAAAAAUCACCGCGACCGCCAGCCCUCCGGACCGAGACAUCAGUUUACUUUCCACCGGAAAACAUUCUCCUUCUUGCGAGUGAGGGAGUCAGACAGCGUCCAGUUUAAUUCAAUUCAAUUCAAUUCAAUUUUAUUUGUAUAGUGCCAAUUCAUAACAGAAGUUAUCUCAGGACACUUUUCAA
Dicentrarchus labrax (European seabass) is the source of this 1915-nucleotide messenger RNA. Its product is annotated as mas-related G-protein coupled receptor member A-like. Gene Ontology annotation, molecular function: G protein-coupled receptor activity. Gene Ontology annotation, cellular component: membrane. NCBI's taxonomy places the organism in Eukaryota, Metazoa, Chordata, Actinopteri, Moronidae. Gene Ontology annotation, biological process: positive regulation of Rho protein signal transduction; phospholipase C-activating G protein-coupled receptor signaling pathway. The record is from RefSeq and is a predicted model, not a curated record.